This is a messenger RNA of Momordica charantia (bitter melon), 981 nucleotides long. Lineage: Eukaryota; Viridiplantae; Streptophyta; Magnoliopsida; Cucurbitales; Cucurbitaceae. The record is from RefSeq and is a predicted model, not a curated record.
CCUAACCGAAGUAUGGGAUGAAUCGUAAGUACCAACGAAAAACCAAAUCCGAAGCAACACAGCAGCAGCUGGAGGUUCAAUCUUCUGGGCUUCCGCCACGUUCUACAAAGCCCUAACUCUUUUCAAUUUUCUCACUUUUUCUUCCGAUUUUUCCUUCGAUUUCCAUCUUCUUCCCUCUAUCUCUACUCUCUAACAAAUUGGAUCUGCGCGCUUCUUUCCCUUUUCCGAUUCGGUUCUGUUCGCAUUUCUAAACCUACUUUGUUAGAGCCGCAGAACUGCGUCCGUUGAUCCUUUGCUCUUAGUUUUUUUCGAAGAUUGUUUCUUUCCCGAAAUUCUCCAAGGAUUUUGAGGGAUUUGGGUCGAAGUUUGGCCAGCCAAUGCUAUUUAUUUUGCCUCCACUAAGAACAAGUUUUCGGUGAUUUUUUUUAUAUAUACCGGAAAAUUGUUGGGUUCGUCGAUGUCUUGGGCAAGCGCGGAAGAUAUCUACCUUUCAACUUCUCUUGCUAAUUACCUUGACAAGAAGGUUCUUGUACUACUUCGAGAUGGUCGAAAGCUAUUAGGCUUUACAGUGAUAUUCCUUUAGGUCUCUAUGUAAUUCGAGGCGAAAACGUUGUCUUACUUGGCGAACUGGACUUGGAGAAGGAGGAGCUCCCUCCACACAUGACUCAUGUAUCAGCUGUGGAGAUUAAAAGGGCUCAAAAAGCAGAGAGAGAGGCUAGUGAUCUUAAAGGUACAAUUAGGAAAAGAUUGGAGUUCCUUGAUCUCGACUGAAUCUUGGAUUUGUUGUUUGUUAGCUUUCUUGUUUGGCAAGCUUUCUGUAGCCCAGUAAUUUUAAUCUGAUCACAUGUUGGCUUUGUUUUGGACAAUUGAGAGCCUAUUUUUUGGCAACUACAAUGAAUCUAAACACUAUGUUGUUGAUCUUCAAUUUCUCCUGUAAUAUUUUAUUCAAUUAAAUAAAAAACCCUCCCUUCAAUUUCUUUA